Messenger RNA from Ogataea angusta, 1272 nucleotides. RefSeq lists its product as uncharacterized. Gene Ontology annotation, molecular function: sarcosine oxidase activity; flavin adenine dinucleotide binding; saccharopine oxidase activity. Lineage: Eukaryota; Fungi; Ascomycota; Pichiomycetes; Pichiales; Pichiaceae. The record is from RefSeq and is a predicted model, not a curated record. The coding region runs from base 1 to 1272 and encodes 423 amino acids. The transcript has a single exon.
AUGUCGCUGCUGAUUGUCGGAGCUGGCGUUUUUGGGCUUUCGACGGCCAUCGAAGCGCAGAAGAAAGGAUACGCGGUCACCGUGCUCGAUAAGCACGCCGUUCCGUCUCCGUACUCUGCCGCAUGCGAUAUCAACAAGAUCAUCCGGAGCGAGUACGACUCGCAGUUCUACGCGAAAAUGAGUCUAGAUGCCAUUGAAGCGUGGAAGUCCGACCCUGACUACUCAGAAACGUACUACGAGUGCGGCAGACUGUCUGUUUGUCCGAAAUCCAACUCCAGCAGACGGAGAUUUGACGAUAUAAGUAUCGCUGUUCUUGGCGAGCUGGGCAAGGCUGAUAAGAUUACCAGAUACGCCGACGCCGCCUCUUUGAAACGGGACCUGCCCUGUCUGGAGGACUGCCAGUUCUCGUCAGAGGACGUUUGUGUUUACAACGGCAGGGCCGGGUACGCACAUUCGUCUAAUGCCUUGAGAGCAGCCUGGAGGAAAGCUGUUCGCUGCGGAGUCCAAUUUGUCUUUGGCGAGGCUGGAGAGGCCAUCGGCAUAGAGCAGACCGAUGGUAAGGCCGCUGUGGCUGUGAAGUCUGGAGCCAAAUACGCUGCAGACAAGAUUCUCGUUGCUUGUGGUGCGAGCUCCGGAUUUGUUGUGAACGUUGCGGGCGUGCAAUCGGCCACUGGUUUGUUUGUCACACACAUCCAGUUGUCCCCCGAGGAGAUAGCCAGAGUGCAGGACAUUCCGGUGAUUUUUGACGCGGGCCUUGGGUAUUUCUUUCCGCCUGAUAAGGAAACCGGGCUGAUGAAAGUGUGUAUUUCUGGCGUGGCGGCAGCAAACAACGUGGCAAAUCCUCACGAUACAGGCACUGUGUCCCUGCCGCGCUACAAAAACGACGUGUCGACGGACACGAUUCCGCAAAGCACGCUUCCUCAGGCACGCAAGCUGCUGACGAAGUACUUUCCCGAACUGGCUACCAAACCAUUUAUAGGAAGCAAAACCUGCUGGAUCGCAGACAGUUCGAACUCCGACUUCCUCAUAGACAAGGUUCCUGGCUACUCGGACGUGUAUCUCGCGUCUGGAGACUCUGGCCACGGAUUUAAAUUUCUUCCUAACAUCGGGAGCUAUAUACUGGAGAGGUUAGAGGGCCGUCUGGAUGCGGCGAUUGCAGAAAGAUGGAAAUGGAGGGGCGAGCCGGAGGGGCUGAAAAAGUACAAAAAUACAGACUGGAAAUUGACGAAGCAGCUGCUCGAGUUCGACCAGAUCUCUUUUGCUGGAAAUUGA